Molecule: messenger RNA, 3839 nt
Organism: Schistocerca gregaria
Lineage: Eukaryota; Metazoa; Arthropoda; Insecta; Orthoptera; Acrididae
Exons: 4
Coding region: 376-1128 (250 amino acids)
Source: RefSeq, a predicted model, not a curated record
AUAUAAAAAAAAUUGUGAUAAAACUAGCUCAGUACACCGUUCUUAAAAUGCCUUUGAUAAAAGAGAUUUGUCAAAGACCUUCUACACAGUAAUACGAGGCUCAGUACUUUGACAGUGAGAUAGAGCAAAACAAACUACAAAUGCCGUUUUGCUGAGCCAUAUUUCAAAGCGAAACUUUCAAAUUACCAAAUUUUUACUUCGCCGUGAAGAAUGGCUUUUAACAGUGGACGACACAUCUCGAUCCAAAGACUUCACGUGAUAUUAAAAUAUUUUUCAGAAACCAGAUUGUAUACAACACAAGAUUGAUGACCACUAGAAGCCUACUCUCUGGCCACACCUGUUUGUAGCGAGGCUGGAGGAAGACACUCGUCGAACAUGAAGAGUGGAAGUAGUAUUCACCACGUAUUUACUUUUCUGGAGAGGCCCAACGGCCCGAGUAAGAAGGGUUGUUUAUUUGUAGCCCUGUUGCUGGUGUUGAUAACGUUGGCAAGGAACUGGCUGGUUGCGAAUGGCGAGACGGAGGCGGCUAGUGACGGACACCUCGCAACGACGCGCGGAGCUGUCGGCCGGCUGGCUGAAAAAGUUCGGCAAAACGGGACGUUGCAGCCGACUGCCAGUCUGCUCAGCGUUGCUGGCGACAGCUCUGACACGGACAAAGACAGUGCUGUGGGCGAGGGAGAGGAUUGCGAGCCUGCGGAAGGUUCAGACCCUGAGCCGCCGACAGAGCUGUCGUGCUUGGCCAGCGAGCUGAGCCGCAGCCUGCGCCUCGACGACGAGGGCGACGGCGGCUUCGCGGAGCCUAGCCUCUGUCCAGGACAGCUCGGCCUCAUGACACUGGGCGGCGAGUACAAGCCGAUGGCCGUCGCGUACGCGGAGUGCUCGUCGGGACUGUCGUGGUGCCCUCAAGCCGAGCAGUGUCUGCCCAUGCUGAGGGACUCCGUGGUUCUGCGCCGCGAGUCGUGGCCCUUUCUGCCAGCGGAAGGGGCCAGCCCGCUCGGCGCGGUGCGCUCGCCCACGCAGACCUGGAACUCUGUCAGGGUGAAGAUACCUCACUCCUGCUUCUGCGGCAGACGUCAUCACCAGCCGGAAGAUGCACAGCUCCAAGCUGCUGAUGCUCGAGAUGUCUGAACUGGGAUAUCUGCAGCUACGUGCCGGCAUCUUGUAAUCGGCCGUCUGAAAGUUACUAGGGACUGUGUGUUUCGAAAACAUGCUUAAUAGCUCGUUAAAUUUUGACAUCAGUUUUUAAUCUGACGUACAGUCUUCAAUAUUUUAGAGUGAAUACAAUGAACUAUUCUCCUAUUUAGUUAGUUGAAAGACCUUUUAAAACUUGUCGAUAUUCUUAGUCGCGAAUUUUAAUCAAUAACCUAAUACUGUGAAAGGAGCAAUAGCUGGACUGCAUAAAAGGUAUGUAGGCCAGGCGGUACGAAACAAAUUAGGAACGUGGUACCAAGUCGCAAGUAUUGCGAGGACAAUGUUAUCUUUAGACAGGUAAUGAGGGCACAGGGAAUUUGUGUAAGGAGUUUGACAAAGUGGACAUGUAAUCAUAGUAUGUGGAGCAGAAAUAUGGUAGCUAAGAACAGAAGUAAAAUUAAAUCAUAAAUGAUGACCUGCGUGGAAUAAGAAUAGCAACUGCACCGAAAAAUUAGUUUCGUGGAGAUCUUUCAGCGCCAUCACCAGAUUUGUGCCUACACUGCUGUCAGCCGCGUGAAUGCAGGAUGUGCACAAUGCUGUUCACUGAAAUGAAAUCUCAUGAGUGUAGUGCCUGUUGCUAUAGUUGGGAGACUGGGUUGGGGGGAAUAUAGAUACGGUCGAUAUCUGACCAAGAUGAUAGUACAGUUGGCUGAGCUUUUUGAAGAGGGGGGUCCUUCUGGCGCUGGUGUCAAAGGGGUAUCUUUUUUUAGAUUAGAAGCAGGAUUUAGUCAACUUGUUGUGAAAGGUGACAAUAACAGAGUCCACAAAAUGUUUAAGAAUGAACAGAGAUUAAAGUUAGAAUAUUCGAGGCUAGAGUAAUAAAGUAGAACAGCUGCUUGUCUAUUUGGAAAAUGUAGAUAACGCUGAAAAGAGCCAACCAAUGUCUAUCUGAAUACAACAUAACCACAAGUUUAGAAGAGUUAAAUACAAAACAUUCUUCACACUCACAUAAAACUAACACGGAAAGAAGAGUUACUACAUAUGUUAAGACAGAACAUAAUUUCACAAACAUUGGAGCAAUUAGGUUUUGUGAAGAUCAGUACAUACUUUGAAGUGCGUACUUGCUAUCUACCAGCUUCCGCUGUAACUGUAAAUAGAUCCCCUACUAGUGAGUUUUGAAGUGCUGGAAGAAUGUGGAUCCCUUAACACGCCCUCUGUUCGACAGAAGCAAGUAAUUAAAUCUGUGACGAUUUCAGUUUAGAUUUUUUGAAGGAUUCUCAUAGGAAAAUGAUACGGUAACCUUACUUUUAUCCUGUAAUAUGACAUCAGUAACUAACUUUCCAGUACAGGUGGAUAAAGACAGGAAACCUCUAAUAUUUUCUUAGAUGCUCAAGGCAAGAAGAAAACUAUACUCCUAGUAACAAAUGUUGUCUCCAGUAAUUUAUGCACAGUUAUGGUAAAUAGGAUAGGGCCUUAAGGUAUAGCUUCACCACUGUGAAAUCAGAGUAAUUGGCUCUAGGACAUUUUUUAUUUUGGGAAUAAUUAUGAGAGACAACGCGGGAUCAAAUUUAUUGUGAAACAAACGCAGACAGAAAAUUUAAUGUGUUCUACUGUGAACAUAAAACGUUGUGUAAAGAACUGUGGAUCAUUUGAGAGAUUAAAGUAUUUUAUGAAAGGAAAAAGGAAACUUACCUGUUUGCAAGAAAAAGUACAUAUCCUGCAGUAGUUGCACAGUACGAAAACUACUUGAUAUUACUAAGAAAAGCUACUGAAAAAAUAGAGGAACAUGGACGGUGUCAGAAACGCAUGAUUAAAACAACACACUUACGUCUGUAUGGGAUGCAGUGAAACAAUAUACUACAGAACAGAGUAAUAUCACUGUGUGUUCAAUUGUCUUACAUUUAGAGAAAAUACAGGGAGAAGCUGUUAAACAAAAAUACUUAAAGCAGUAUGUUGAAACAGCAGCCUACAUAAAGAUGUCGUAUGGAUGUGACACCCACUUUACCUUCCAAAAUUGAGAAAAACUAAAAGCUCAUUUGGAUUUAUUGGCGUUUCUAACAAGUACGAAAGACUCGUUUCUGUAUAAUAAGCACAGUCUUUAUUGAAAUACGUAAUGCAUCACUAACGUUGGCAUAUUUCAAUCACCCUGGAAGAAAUACACUGAGUUAAACACCUCUACAAGAAAGACAGUAAGACAGAUAUCAAUAAAUACUGAACUGUUUCGCUACUGACAUCGUCAUAAUUAUUAGAAGAUGCACUCUAGAAUAGUAUUCCAUUUGAGCAAGAAGACAUAGUUAAUUACAGUUCGGGUUUCAGUAAAGAUGCUCAUCUGAGAAUACCCGUGUGGAUUACAGUACUUCACAGAUAAAGUGAGAAAUUAUGGAAAUGAUAUAGCUAAACAACUGGUAAUGAAAUAUUUAACGGAAAAACUCAUAUACCUGAACUUGUAAUUAAACCAGUGUAAGCAUGGGCGGUUAUUCAUACAGAUGGGGGGAAAAAACCGCACUUACGUGAUAUAUCAGGCUCAGUCUCAAGUCCACUAUUCCCUGUGCAUAUAAAGGACAUUCUGUCCAAUGUACAACAAGCAGAGUGUCGUUUUGGCAGCUGACUUCAGUAUUUUAAUUAGUACAUACAUACAUAUACAGAGAAAUAAUUAAUAAUACUUUCAAAAGUAAUACUGAGUGGUUUUCUGCAAAUUAUUUUACUCU